CAGUUCGCAAUUUUAGCUCUCUUCGAUCCAUUUGAGGGAGAGAGAGGGGCCGAGAGGGUUUGUUUUUCGCUCUUACUGUAAUUCCAAUCUCUCAUUCGCUAGACCUUUAUGAAUCGUCGCAACUCUGCCCAGACAAUCUACGAUUUUUUGGUCGGAGUGUUUUGCUAGGGUUUUAGGGUUUUUAGUAGGAUAGAGGGAUGUACAACAGCGGGCAGGACAUGUGGAACAACAACAUGAACAACCCGGCGCCGCCGGGGACGAGCGGAGCCGGACCUAUGCCGCCAAUGAUGGCGCCGCCUGGUACUAGCGGAGCCCAACCCAUUGCGCCGCCUGGGACUAGCGGAACUCAGCCAGUUGCACCCCCGAUGCCGUCGUUGCCGCCUUCUUACACUGUCGUGCCGACCGAGUCUCAAUUGGACGAGAGAGCAAGGAAGUGGAUGCAGCUGAACACCAAGCGUUAUAGCGACAAACGAAAAUUCGGAUUUGUUGAGACGCAGAAGGAGGAUAUGCCUCCUGAACAUGUCAGGAAAAUCAUCCGGGACCAUGGUGACAUGUCGUCAAAGAAAUAUCGCCAUGAUAAGCGUGUCUAUUUGGGAGCUCUUAAGUUUGUACCACAUGCUGUAUAUAAACUUCUCGAAAAUAUGCCCAUGCCUUGGGAACAGGUCCGUGAAGUGAAGGUUCUCUACCAUAUUACUGGGGCUAUUACAUUUGUAAAUGAAAUCCCUUGGGUUGUUGAACCAAUCUAUCUGGCACAGUGGGGUACCAUGUGGAUCAUGAUGCGAAGAGAGAAGAGAGAUCGCCGACAUUUCAAGAGAAUGCGUUUCCCACCUUUUGAUGACGAAGAGCCUCCAUUAGACUAUGCUGAUAAUCUCCUUGAUGUGGAUCCUUUGGAACCAAUUCAAUUGGAGUUGGAUGAGGAAGAAGAUUCAGCUGUGCAUACCUGGUUUUAUGACCAUAAGCCUCUUGUGAAGACAAAGCUUAUAAAUGGACCUAGCUAUCGGAAAUGGCAUCUUUCACUUCCAAUCAUGGCGACGCUUCACCGGCUUGCUGGCCAGUUGCUUUCUGAUUUGAUUGAUCGUAAUUACUUCUACCUUUUUGACAUGGAGUCAUUCUUCACUGCCAAGGCUCUCAACAUGUGUAUACCAGGUGGUCCGAAGUUUGAACCUUUGUAUCGGGACAUGGAGAAAGGAGAUGAGGACUGGAAUGAGUUUAAUGACAUCAAUAAACUUAUCAUUCGCUCACCUCUCAGGACAGAAUACAGGAUUGCUUUCCCCCAUCUUUACAACAAUAGGCCGAGGAAAGUAAAGCUUAGCAUCUAUCACACUCCAAUGAUUAUGUACAUAAAAACUGAGGAUCCUGAUUUACCUGCUUUCUACUACGAUCCUCUAAUCCAUCCUAUAACAAGUACAAGUAAAGAUAGGAGAGAUAAGAAAGUAUAUGAUGAAGAAGAAGACGAUGAUUUUGCUUUGCCUGAGGGUGUAGAACCAUUACUUGUUGGCACUCCUAUAUAUACAGACACAACUGCUGCUGGUAUUUCUCUUCUGUUUGCCCCACGUCCUUUUAACAUGCGAUCUGGACGGAUGAGGCGUGCUGAGGAUAUACCUCUUGUAUCUGAGUGGUACAAGGAACACUGCCCUCCAUCUUACCCUGUCAAAGUUCGUGUCAGCUACCAGAAACUGUUGAAAUGCUUUGUGUUGAAUGAGCUGCAUCACCGCCCACCUAAGGCUCAGAAGAAGAAGCAUCUAUUCAGGUCCCUCCAAGCUACAAAGUUUUUCCAGACUACUGAACUUGAUUGGGCUGAAGCUGGUCUGCAAGUGUGCAAGCAAGGAUACAACAUGCUGAACCUGCUGAUUCAUAGGAAAAACUUGAACUACCUUCAUCUUGACUAUAACUUCAACUUGAAGCCCGUAAAGACUCUAACCACUAAGGAACGCAAAAAGUCGCGGUUUGGUAAUGCUUUCCAUCUUUGCCGUGAAAUUCUGCGUUUGACAAAGCUUGUAGUUGAUGCAAAUAUCCAGUUCCGGUUGGGGAAUGUUGAUGCAUUUCAGUUGGCUGAUGGCCUGCAAUACAUUUUUUCACAUGUUGGACAAUUGACUGGCAUGUACAGAUACAAAUAUCGGCUCAUGCGGCAGAUUCGGAUGUGUAAAGACUUGAAACAUCUGAUCUAUUAUCGAUUUAAUACUGGGCCUGUUGGGAAAGGUCCCGGUUGUGGUUUUUGGGCACCUAUGUGGAGAGUGUGGUUGUUUUUCCUUCGUGGUAUAGUUCCUCUCCUGGAAAGGUGGCUUGGAAAUCUACUUGCUAGGCAAUUUGAAGGAAGACAUUCCAAGGGAGUGGCUAAAACUGUGACUAAGCAGCGUGUUGAAAGUCACUUUGAUCUAGAGCUUCGUGCUGCUGUCAUGCACGAUGUCCUCGAUGCCAUGCCAGAGGGUAUUAAGCAAAAUAAAGCUAGGACUAUUCUACAGCAUUUGAGUGAGGCAUGGCGUUGCUGGAAAGCAAAUAUUCCUUGGAAGGUACCGGGUUUGCCAGUUCCAAUUGAGAACAUGAUAUUACGUUACGUCAAAUCAAAAGCUGAUUGGUGGACCAAUGUUGCUCAUUACAAUCGAGAACGUAUUAGAAGGGGAGCUACAGUGGACAAGACUGUUUGCCGAAAGAAUCUUGGAAGAUUAACUCGUCUUUGGUUGAAAGCUGAACAGGAACGGCAGCACAACUACUUGAAAGAUGGUCCAUAUGUCACUCCUGAAGAAGCAGUGGCCAUAUACACUACAACUGUGCAUUGGCUGGAAUCUAGAAAAUUCUCUCCAAUUCCUUUCCCCCCCUUGUCUUACAAGCAUGAUACUAAACUCCUCAUCCUUGCUCUGGAGAGAUUGAAGGAGUCGUAUAGUGUUGCUGUGAGGUUGAACCAACUACAGAGAGAAGAAUUGGGUUUGAUUGAGCAGGCUUAUGAUAACCCUCAUGAGGCUUUGUCGCGUAUUAAACGUCAUUUGCUUACACAGCGUGCCUUCAAAGAAGUGGGCAUUGAGUUCAUGGAUCUAUACAGCUAUCUAAUUCCUGUUUAUGAGAUUGAACCUCUUGAAAAGAUUACUGAUGCAUAUCUGGACCAGUAUCUCUGGUAUGAGGGUGACAAACGUCAUCUUUUCCCGAAUUGGAUUAAACCUGCCGAUUCAGAACCACCACCUCUGUUGGUAUACAAAUGGUGUCAAGGCAUAAACAAUUUACAAGGCAUAUGGGACACUAGUGAUGGGCAGUGUGUUGUGAUGCUUCAAACUAAAUUCGAGAAGUUUUUUGAAAAGAUUGAUUUAACCAUGCUAAACAGGCUUCUGCGUUUGGUUCUGGACCAUAAUAUUGCUGAUUAUGUCACUGCAAAGAACAAUGUUGUUUUGUCAUACAAGGACAUGAGCCAUACAAAUUCUUAUGGUCUUAUCCGUGGUCUUCAGUUCGCUUCAUUCGUUGUGCAGUACUAUGGGCUUGUUCUGGAUCUUCUGCUUCUUGGACUGACACGAGCCAGUGAGAUAGCUGGUCCACCUCAGAUGCCUAAUGAGUUCAUUACUUUCCAUGAUGCUAGAGUGGAAAUUCGGCACCCGAUCAGACUGUACUCUAGGUACAUCGACAAGGUGCAUAUACUGUUCCGCUUCACUCAUGAAGAAGCUCGGGAUCUUAUCCAGCGGUAUCUGACAGAGCAUCCUGAUCCCAACAAUGAAAAUAUGGUUGGGUAUAAUAAUAAGAAGUGCUGGCCAAGAGAUGCUAGAAUGAGACUCAUGAAGCAUGAUGUUAAUCUUGGUAGGAGUGUUUUCUGGGACAUGAAGAAUCGACUUCCAAGAAGUAUCACCACACUUGAAUGGGAGAACAGCUUUGUCUCUGUCUACAGCAAGGACAACCCAAACCUGCUGUUCAGCAUGUGUGGUUUUGAAGUGCGCAUACUGCCCAAGAUAAGAAUGACUCAAGAGGCUUUUAGUAACACGAGAGAUGGUGUUUGGAAUCUGCAAAAUGAGCAAACGAAAGAAAGAACCGCUGUUGCUUUCUUAAGGGUUGAUGAUGAACACAUGAAGGUGUUCGAGAACCGAGUCAGACAGAUUCUCAUGUCCUCAGGUUCAACAACAUUCACAAAGAUUGUCAACAAGUGGAAUACUGCCCUAAUAGGUCUCAUGACAUAUUUCCGUGAAGCCACUGUGCACACGCAAGAGUUGUUGGAUCUUCUGGUAAAGUGUGAAAAUAAGAUACAGACGCGUAUUAAGAUUGGGCUGAAUUCGAAGAUGCCUAGCAGGUUUCCACCUGUCAUCUUUUACACUCCAAAGGAAAUAGGAGGACUUGGAAUGCUCUCAAUGGGUCACAUCUUGAUCCCUCAGAGUGAUCUCCGAUAUAGUAAACAGACAGAUGUUGGUGUCACUCAUUUUAGGAGUGGAAUGAGUCACGAAGAGGAUCAGUUGAUUCCCAAUCUGUAUCGGUACAUACAGCCAUGGGAAAGCGAGUUCAUUGAUUCUCAGCGUGUUUGGGCUGAGUAUGCAUUGAAAAGGCAGGAAGCUCAGGCACAGAAUAGGCGAUUAACCCUGGAGGAUCUGGAAGAUUCAUGGGAUCGUGGGAUACCUCGUAUCAAUACUCUUUUUCAGAAGGACAGGCACACCCUUGCAUAUGACAAAGGGUGGCGAGUUCGAACAGAUUUCAAGCAGUACCAGGUCCUCAAGCAAAAUCCGUUUUGGUGGACACACCAGAGACACGAUGGGAAAUUAUGGAAUUUGAAUAACUACCGAACAGAUGUUAUUCAAGCUCUGGGAGGAGUAGAAGGAAUUCUUGAACACACAUUGUUUAAAGGAACCUAUUUCCCAACAUGGGAGGGUCUUUUCUGGGAGAAGGCUUCUGGUUUUGAGGAGUCCAUGAAGUACAAGAAGUUAACUAAUGCACAAAGAUCUGGUCUCAACCAAAUUCCUAACAGAAGAUUUACACUUUGGUGGUCGCCGACUAUAAACAGAGCAAACGUGUAUGUUGGUUUCCAAGUCCAGCUGGAUCUCACUGGGAUCUUUAUGCAUGGGAAGAUACCAACUCUGAAGAUAUCUCUGAUCCAAAUAUUCCGUGCACAUUUGUGGCAGAAGAUACAUGAGAGUGUAGUGAUGGAUCUUUGUCAAGUUUUGGAUCAGGAGCUGGAUGCGUUGGAAAUUGAGACUGUUCAGAAAGAAACAAUUCACCCUCGAAAGAGUUACAAAAUGAACAGCUCAUGCGCUGAUAUCCUGUUGUUUGCUGCCCAUAGAUGGCCCAUGUCAAAACCAAGUCUUGUGGCAGAGUCGAAGGAUGUUUUUGACCAGAAGGCCAGCAAUAAAUACUGGAUUGACGUGCAGCUUCGCUGGGGUGAUUAUGAUUCCCACGAUAUUGAGCGGUACACGAGAGCGAAGUUUAUGGAUUACACGACAGACAACAUGUCAAUCUAUCCAUCACCAACUGGUGUUAUGAUUGGACUUGAUCUUGCUUAUAAUCUCCAUUCCGCUUUUGGAAAUUGGUUCCCUGGUUCGAAGCCUCUGAUUGCUCAGGCAAUGAACAAGAUCAUGAAGUCUAACCCUGCGUUAUACGUUCUAAGAGAACGUAUAAGGAAAGGGUUGCAGUUGUACUCUUCAGAACCUACAGAGCCCUAUUUGUCAUCCCAGAACUAUGGGGAGAUCUUCAGCAAUCAGAUCAUCUGGUUUGUAGAUGACACAAAUGUGUAUCGUGUCACCAUCCACAAGACAUUUGAGGGAAAUCUCACAACAAAACCCAUUAAUGGUGCCAUUUUCAUUUUUAACCCUAGGACUGGCCAGCUGUUUCUGAAGGUCAUUCACACAAGUGUGUGGGCUGGACAAAAGCGUCUCGGUCAGCUUGCCAAGUGGAAAACUGCUGAAGAAGUUGCUGCUCUGGUCCGGUCAUUGCCCGUUGAAGAGCAGCCGAAACAAAUCAUUGUGACCCGCAAAGGAAUGUUGGAUCCCCUUGAAGUGCAUUUGCUUGAUUUCCCAAAUAUUGUGAUUAAAGGAAGUGAGCUACAGUUGCCAUUCCAGGCGUGCUUGAAGAUUGAGAAAUUUGGUGAUCUGAUACUGAAGGCCACAGAACCGCAGAUGGUAUUGUUCAACAUAUAUGAUGAUUGGUUAAAGACGGUCUCAUCCUACACAGCUUUCUCCAGGCUGAUAUUGAUUUUACGAGCUCUUCACGUGAACAAUGAAAAGGCAAAAAUGUUGCUCAAGCCUGAUAAGACAAUUGUCACUGAGCCCCACCAUAUCUGGCCGAGUUUAACAAAUGAACAGUGGGUCAAGGUUGAAAUAGCUCUCAGAGAUCUGAUACUUUCUGACUACGCGAAAAAGAACAAUGUGAACACAUCUGCUUUGACCAAUUCUGAGAUUCGUGAUAUUAUUCUUGGAGCUGAGAUCACACCACCCUCACAACAGCGUCAACAAAUUGCCGAGAUUGAGAAGCAGGCAAAGGAAUCUAGUCAGCUCACAGCAGUCACCACAAGGACCACAAACGUGCAUGGUGAUGAAUUAAUCGUGACCACUACCAGUCCUUUUGAACAAGCAGCAUUUGGGUCUAAAACUGACUGGCGUGUCAGAGCUAUUUCGGCUACCAAUCUCCAUCUUCGGGUCAAUCAUAUAUAUGUUAACUCAGAGGACAUUAAGGAAACUGGAUAUACUUACAUUAUGCCCAAGAAUAUCUUGAAGAAGUUCAUAUGCAUAGCAGAUCUGCGCACACAGGUUGCAGGUUACCUUUAUGGCGUUAGUCCUCCAGACAAUCCCCAAGUCAAGGAAAUCCGUUGUAUAACCAUGGUGCCACAGUGGGGUACCCACCAGCAAGUUCAUCUACCAUCAGCUCUACCCGAACAUGAUUUCUUGAAUGACUUGGAGCCAUUGGGAUGGAUGCACACUCAGCCAAAUGAGCUCCCCCAGCUGUCACCACAGGAUCUCGCUGCUCACGCUCGGGUGUUGUCAAACAACAAACAAUGGGACGGAGAGAAAUGCAUAAUACUGACUUGUAGUUUCACCCCCGGUUCGUGCUCUCUAACUGCCUACAAGUUGACCCCAUCUGGAUAUGAGUGGGGAAAGAGCAACACAGAUGCUGCAAGCAACCCUCAUGGUUACCUUCCAACAUACUACGAGAAGGUUCAGAUGCUCUUGAGUGACCGUUUCCUGGGAUUCUAUAUGAUCCCCGAUAAUGGUCCAUGGAACUACAAUUUUAUGGGUGUGAAGCACACAGCGAGCAUGAAGUACGGGGUCAAGCUUGGCACUCCCCGGGAGUUCUAUCACGAGGAUCAUCGGCCAACACAUUUCCUCGAGUUCUCCAACUUGGAGGAGGGUGACAUUGCCGAAGGUGAUAGGGAAGACACCUUCACGUGAUUCUUCUGGUAGUGGUAUUGUGCUGCUGUUGUAUCAAAUUUGCAUCUUGUUUUCUUAUAUUGUAAAUAUGUAGUGCUACAAGCUGUGUAUCUCCCGAUAAUCAAUUGGGAGAAUGUGAUGUUGAGAAACUGAUGCAUGAUUUUGUAGACAAAGAUGUUACAUGGGAACUGAAUACCAAAUGAAUUCGAAAAUUCGAGCAAAAAUUUUGAA
Molecule: messenger RNA, 7550 nt
Organism: Salvia miltiorrhiza (redroot sage)
Lineage: Eukaryota; Viridiplantae; Streptophyta; Magnoliopsida; Lamiales; Lamiaceae
Product: pre-mRNA-processing-splicing factor 8A
Exons: 25
Coding region: 198-7340 (2380 amino acids)
Biological process (GO): mRNA splicing, via spliceosome; spliceosomal tri-snRNP complex assembly
Cellular component (GO): U5 snRNP; catalytic step 2 spliceosome
Molecular function (GO): U1 snRNA binding; protein binding; U5 snRNA binding
Source: RefSeq, a predicted model, not a curated record